Molecule: messenger RNA, 1734 nt
Organism: Candidula unifasciata
Lineage: Eukaryota; Metazoa; Mollusca; Gastropoda; Stylommatophora; Geomitridae
Source: the annotation of a GenBank genome assembly
AUGCAGCAGGCAAAUGGCUGUUCACAACUGAACGGGUCUAUCGAGCCCGAUGGAUACGACGAAUCGCACACUUUGAGAAAUCAAGAGUCGUUAUCUAACGGGGAGAUCAAUGGAAACGGCACAGUGGGUGAUCAGAGUAAUGCAGUGUUGUCGAAAACAGACCAAGACAUCGUCAGAUUGAUUGGACAGCAUCUCCGAGGUCUAGGAUUUAAUCAAACAGCAGAGCAGCUGAUUGCUGAGUCCGGGUGUGCUCUGGAACACCCUACAGCAGCCAGGUUCCGAGCCCAUAUCAUGGACGGUGAAUGGGAGAAGACUGAGGACGAUCUACACGACCUCGAAGGUUUGCUUAAAGGAGGCAAAGAAGAUGUAAUCAAAAUGAAAUUCCUGUUAUUAGAGCAGAAGUACCUCGAGCUGCUCGAAGAUGGGCUUCCAUUGAAAGCUUUAGACUGUCUGCGACAUGAACUCACACCACUCAAGUACAACACGGAGAGAGUGCAUGUUCUCAGCACGUACAUGAUGUGUAGCAGUGCAGCAGAACUGCGGGAGAGUUCUCACUGGGAAGGUAAAGGGCCCAUCACUCGUCAAAAACUCAUCGAGAGUCUUCAAGAAUUCCUUCCGCCUUCCAUUAUGCUGCCACCAAGAAGGUUGUUCACCUUGCUGAGCCAGGCCGUGGAGCAACAAAAAGAAAAAUGUCCAUACCACAACACUCAGUUGGAUUCAGAUCUGUCGUCGAUUUCCUUACUGAUGGAUCACAUAUGUACCAAAGAGCAGUUCCCAAACGUCACAACGCAGGUGCUCUGGGACCACCAGGAUGAAGUAUGGCAUUGCCAGUUCUCACCGGAUGGAACCAGACUUGCUACCGGCUCCAAGGACAACAAGCUCAUUAUAUGGAAUGUUGAUGUUGAUUACUUUGAGUGUCGACAUUACAAAACUCUAGAUGAACACAAAUUUGGUGUUGGGUUUAUAUCCUGGUGCCCGGACAACGUACACAUACUUGUCUGUGGGCCUGAUGAAACCAAUGAGGUCUACAUCUACAACUCUGUGACUGGAGAGGUUCGACAAAAGAUCCACCAGAACACAGAUGAUAGUUUAACAUAUGCAGCCUGGAUGCCAGAUGGACGCAAGCUUGUUGUUGGCGGAGUUCGAGGGCAAUUCUACUAUUGUGACAUAGAUGGUAACAUAAUCGAUACGUGGGAGGGAGUUCGAAUCCAAGGCCUAGCUGCACUCAACGACAAGGUGGCGCUGGCAGCUGACACACACAACCGCAUUAGGGGCUACAACUUUGAUACAUUGCAAGACUUUCCAGUAAUUCAGGAGGAUCAUCCGAUAAUGACUUUUGUCAUCGAUGACAAGAAAGAACUAGCUCUUGUUAAUGUUGCUUCUCAGGGAUGCCAUUUAUGGGAUCUGAAAGACAAAGUCCUCUUACGCAAAUUCCAUGGGCAAACUCAGGCAUUCUUCACCAUAUACUCCUGCUUUGGUGGUCUCAACCAAGAUUAUGUGGCCAGUGGCAGUGAGGACCACAAAGUGUUCAUCUGGCAUAAACGGCGGGAGACGCCAGUAGCAGUUCUGGAAGGCCACAGACAGACGGUCAACUGUGUCCACUGGAAUCCUAAAGAACCCAGCAUGUUAGCCAGCGUCUCAGAUGAUGGGACUGCCCGAAUCUGGGGGCCCAAAGAUAAACAGAGAAAAAGAAAAGACAGUUUAAACAGCUCUGGCCGGAACUCUCCAGUAUGA